AUGGCAUCUAGCAAGAACCAACCUGAAAUUAUCAACUUGGUUGACACCGAUGACGAAGAGUUCUACGUUGACCUCGAGGCUCAGGAAGCCGUCUUGAACUGGGAUGAUAGCUCUAGUGCUAUUGAGAUCAAAACCGAAGGAAAAGAUAGCGAUAUUGCCACCCCUCAGCCGCGCGCACAGGACUCGGGGUAUAACAGUAGCUCUUCCAGGCCCCAUCUUCAAAAUCUAUAUCGUCAUGCUUAUGAUGGCGGCAUUUCGUUCGUUCAUCUAGGUUCCUCAUCACAGUCUCGUACUCGAACUCUUCGAUUGAUAGCAGAGGAAGAGAGCGACGAUGAGGUAGACCCAUACAAUCCUUGGACACCUCCCACAUAUACUGGCCACGAGCUUGACUUUGGUACACCUGCCGUGGAUGCGCCUGCUCCCGAAAUCCCUGUCAUUGGUUCAUCUGUCGCUAGCGAGCCUAUUGACAGAAACAAUAACAAAGGGAAAGGACCUAAGAUGACCUGUAUCUAUUCCCAGCACCAAUUUGACGAGAAUGAACUAGAAAGAGAGCUCAACCAAUCACCUAGGGCUCCUUUUGACCAGGUUGAAUAUGACUCUGCCCUCGAAUUUGAGGAGCCAAGUCUGAGAGACAUGUGCCGUAAAAGGAAACGCAGCAGGCCUACCGAGUAUUCAAAAGUCCCGGAAGAGGCCUCCCAAAGGCUGAUCGACUACUGGACCAAUCACAUGUGUACAGUAGCCGAAGCGGCUAGAGCGGUGCACCUGAAUCCAAGGACCGCUUGGAGGUAA
Molecule: messenger RNA, 789 nt
Organism: Lobosporangium transversale
Lineage: Eukaryota; Fungi; Mortierellomycota; Mortierellomycetes; Mortierellales; Mortierellaceae
Exons: 2
Coding region: 1-789 (262 amino acids)
Source: RefSeq, a predicted model, not a curated record